GUGGCUUCGGAGGAACGAACAUGGCCCAGGCGGCGCGGGCGGCKSGGGCGGCUCGGGCGCUGUGGCCCGGUCGGUGCGCGUUGGCAGAGAGGCUGGGCGGCCGCCCCUGGCCACCAUUCCUCGCGCAGAGCCGGGCGGGCUUCGCGGGGGCUGCUGGUGGCCCGGGGACCCCUGCCGCCGCCGCCCGCAAGGGGAGCCCGCGGCUACUGGGGGCGGCGGCGCUAGCCCUGGGGGGCGCCCUGGGGCUGUACCACACCGCACGGUGGCACCUGCGCGCCCAGGACCUCCGCGCCGAGCGCUCAGCCGCCCAGCUCUCCUUGUCCAGCCGCCUGCAGCUGACCCUGUACCAGUACAAGACAUGUCCCUUCUGCAGCAAAGUCCGUGCCUUCCUGGACUUCCAUGCCCUGCCUUACGAGGUGGUGGAGGUGAACCCUGUGCGCCGGACUGAGAUCAAAUUCUCCUCAUACAGGAAGGUGCCCAUCUUGGUGGCCCAGGACGGAGACAGCUUGCAACAACUGAACGAUUCCUCUGUCAUUAUCAGUGCCCUCAAAACCUACUUGGUGUCUGGGCAGCCCCUGGAAGAGGUCAUCACCUAUUACCCACCCAUGAAGUCUAUGAAUGACCAGGGCAAGGAGGUGACCGAGUUCUGCAACAAGUACUGGCUCAUGCUGGAUGAGAAGGAGGCCCAGCGCAUGUAUGGUGGCAAGGAGGCGAGGACGGAGGAGAUGAAGUGGCGGCAGUGGGCGGACGACUGGCUGGUGCACCUCAUCUCGCCCAACGUGUACCGCACGCCUGCCGAGGCCCUGGCCUCCUUCGACUACAUCGUCCGUGAGGGCAAGUUCGGGGCCCUGGAGGGCACCAUGGCCAAAUACGCGGGCGCAGCCGCCAUGUACCUCAUCAGCAAGCGCCUCAAGAGCAGGCACCACCUCCGGGAUGACGUGCGGGAGGACCUCUAUGAGGCGGCGAACAAGUGGGUGGCAGCAGUCGGCGGAGACCGGCCCUUCAUGGGGGGCCAGACGCCCAACCUCGCUGACCUGGCAGUGUACGGCGUGCUGCGGGUGAUGGAGGGUCUGGAGGCCUUCGACGACCUGAUGCGGCACACGCACAUCCAGCCCUGGUACCUGCGGGUGGAGAAGGCCAUUGCCGAGGCCCCCCCAGUGCACUGAGCGGCCCCGCCCGGCGGAGGGUAGCAGCAGAGGAGGCCAGCUGCUGGGAACCGGGGCCUGGCCAGGCCCUGCGAAGCUGUGUGUGCUGGGAGUGGCGGGGGUGUCUACCCGUGUCCGCCUCCCCAGCCUCGGACUCCUGAAUGCCCGAAGGGCCUGGGUACUGGGCAGGGCCCGGGCUGGAUCUCCCCAUGACACCCGAGGGUCACAGGCUAUGGAGAGCCCACCCCUCCUCCUCCCUCCUGCUCCCACCAGGCCCAGGUCCAGUCCUCCAUCCUGGACCUCUUGCCCUCAGCCUUCUGGUGAGUUUCUUGGUGGCUGUCCUGGGGCCACACCCUGAGGGUGGGGUCAGCCUGGCUCCCACUGUGGAUGCAGGCGGAGGCCAGUCAGAAGAGUCCCCUCCCCAGGCCCCAGGUUCCGCGGUUCCCAGGUGCUGCCUGGGACUGCUGGCACGUUUGCAAUAAAAAAAAGUUUGCUGCUCC
Molecule: messenger RNA, 1645 nt
Organism: Urocitellus parryii (Arctic ground squirrel)
Lineage: Eukaryota; Metazoa; Chordata; Mammalia; Rodentia; Sciuridae
Gene: Ptges2
Product: prostaglandin E synthase 2
Cellular component (GO): mitochondrion
Molecular function (GO): prostaglandin-E synthase activity
Source: RefSeq, a predicted model, not a curated record